AUGUUUCCUCUCGUACCUGGCGGCUUACCGUGGGGCCAAGACCCACUUACUUCGUCUACUCAUCGAUUCGUUACCGUUACGCCUGUGCGUGACGAUCUCAUCGUCCCGCCGUUACACCUGCCGCUGGUCUUUCCUGGUAAUCCUCUCCCUGCCAUGCCUCCGCUUGCUGCGGGCCCUAUCCGUCUCCCGAGGUCGGCGCCGCCGCCUUUAGACCCUGUCGCGGCUCUGUAUUACUCUGAGUUUACCGGGGACGUGUCAGUGCGGCCGCCGCUCACGGCCGCCUUGCUCUCCAUCUACCAGCGCCAGUCUCUCGGGCUCACCUUGCUCACCUGCGAUCCUAUGUCCAUUGUUUCGUAUCUGGUGGAAUGGUGGUUCCCCCGGCACCCUGGGCGUCUGCGGGCUGACCGGCGUCCCAGCGCCAGUGCUGUGAAAGGGGUUAUCUCGAGCCUUGCGACUGCCUUUAAGCAGCUGGGCCGGGAAGGGGACUAUGACGCCUCUCAAAGCCGCGGGAAUCCUUGCGACAGCUCAUUGGGGGUCUCUGAUGAGGAUCUCAUGCGCUCCGCACACAUCCGCUCUCUGGGUACUCUGCACCGCUAUCUGGAUCCUACUAGGCACCUCGCCCGCCUCCCGGCCGGCGGGACGGGGACGGGGCUGGUGGUUUCGGAGAGUGAUGAUGAGUGAUAAGUCUGUGCAUGUUUGGUCCUGUCUCACGAGGGUGGGGAGGGAGGGCGACCUCGACUUUUUCUAGUCUUUCUCGUCGUCUAUUUUCUGUAAUCCGUCUUAAUAAAGCUUAGUUGGUACCUGUUGUCUGACUCUGCAUUCUGUGCUGGAAUGGCCAAAACUCGGACUGUCUCGUCCUGGUGUGAUAUCCGUGGUUGGCAUAGGGCCCUCCGUACUUCUGUAUUUGGCAUUUCUGAAGUCAAAGAGCCCGCCACCGUAAGGGCCGGAUUAGUUGGGGCGAGCAUCCGUAUGAUACGAAGGGCUCACUUACAACCUUUGUAACGCUCUCCGCCUAA
Volvox carteri f. nagariensis is the source of this 1016-nucleotide messenger RNA. RefSeq lists its product as uncharacterized. NCBI's taxonomy places the organism in Eukaryota, Viridiplantae, Chlorophyta, Chlorophyceae, Chlamydomonadales, Volvocaceae. The record is from RefSeq and is a predicted model, not a curated record. The transcript has 4 exons. The coding region runs from base 1 to 681 and encodes 226 amino acids.